This is a messenger RNA of Brachypodium distachyon (stiff brome), 1332 nucleotides long. RefSeq lists its product as uncharacterized. Gene Ontology annotation, biological process: root development; shoot system development. Bases 187 to 1080 code for a protein of 297 amino acids. The transcript has a single exon. The record is from RefSeq and is a predicted model, not a curated record. Lineage: Eukaryota; Viridiplantae; Streptophyta; Magnoliopsida; Poales; Poaceae.
GCACGACAACUCAUCUCUACUCUCACUCGACCCACAUCGCUUCUUCGCUGCACGUAUACGUGUAUAUAUAUAAAUGCCUCACACGGAUGCACCGAUCACACUCGAUUGCCUCAUCCUCCAGAUCGAUCGAGCUCAAGCUACAGACUGAACCAGCGGCGGAAACUCAAGCUACAGACUCAACGAUCAAUGGCGCCGACGGCGAUGAGCCCUGCAGCAGCAGCAAGGAGCGGCGGCGGGCACGUGCGGUCAGCGAGCGUGCCGAGCCAGCGGCACCCGCUGCUGCGCCACGUGGACGACCAGCUCCGGGCCUUGCGGGCCUGGACCGCCGACCCGGCCCGCCAGAGCUGCCCGCUCUCCCUGGCCCACGUCCGCGCCCUCCUCUGCGUCCUCGACGAGCUCCUCCUCUCCCACGCCCUUCAACUCUCUGCCUCCCCCGUCUCCGGCAGCGGCACCCUCCUCCUCGACGGCUUCCUCGCCCUCGCCGACGCCUACGGCUCCUUCCUCGCCGCGCUCCUCGCACUCCGCCACCACGCCGCCGACCUCCGCGCCGCCCUCCGCCGCCGCUCCGACGACGACACGGCCGCCAAGACCAAGCUCGAGGCCGCCGCCCGCGCGCUCCGCCGGGCCGCCAAGGAACUCGCCAGCCUCGCCGCCCGCUGCGCGCAUACGCCAACCCACGCCGGCGCCGGGGAAGACGGCGGCGAGCUGACCGGGACGGUGGCGGAGGCCGUCGGCGAGACGGCGGCGGCGUCCGCGGCCGUGUUCCUCCAGGUCGCGUCCCUCGCCGACGCCGCCGCAGCCAUGGCCAUGGCUUCGUCUUCCUCUUCCUCUUCCGCCAUCUCCUCCUCGUCGUCGUCGUCGCCGCCCAAGAAGAAGAGGCUGGCCACGCUGCUGGCGCACGCGCCGGCGAGGAGCGGCGGGCUCAAGAAGGCCAUGGAGGAGCAGCAGAGGGACGCGGCGGAGAAGCUGCGGGAGCUGGAGCAGUGCGUGGGGGAGCUGGAGGGCGAGAGCGAGAAGGUGUUCAGGAGCCUCCUGCAGACCAGGGUCUCCCUGCUCAACAUCCACACGCCCACAAUCUAAUUUAGCUGCAUACAUAUACAUUACAUACAUACAGGAUUGGUUAAGAGAUUAAUUUUAGAUUUUCAUGAAUAACUGUGAGGGGAUCAAGUGUGUACGUAGGCGUCCUUGAUCCUUUGGUACUCCGGCGUGAGAUACUGCAACAAAUCACCAGAGAAUGCAGAGAUCUCAAGAUGAAAGGUUUAAUCAGUUAUGCUGCAAUAAUUAAAAACAACUGAGAUGAUUUUCUUUUUGAAAAAAAUUAAGAAUAUGUUA